AUGGCAAGAUUGCUUUCCAUCGUCUCUAUCUUCCGCUGCCUGGCUUACCCGGAUGCCGAGAAAGAUUUUGCACCAUUGGAGACAGCGGCAGGAUCCGUACUGGAGCCAAUAUCCGGUUCCUUGACAUCUGCUAUUGCCACGAUACAUGUACUACUAGGGACGCUCACUCGGCAGCCAUACAGAGAUUGUGCAUUCUUGAAGAGACGUUUACAGAUAGAGAAGUGUGCCGCUUCAAUACUGCGCAACAUAAACCACCAGCCUGUCUUUGAUGUAUUCAAGGACGGCCAAGGUUCAAAGGAUCUGCAUGCAUCUUGCAAGGCAUUGAAGCGUUGA
Messenger RNA from Trichoderma harzianum CBS 226.95, 333 nucleotides. RefSeq lists its product as hypothetical. The transcript is spliced from 4 exons. NCBI's taxonomy places the organism in Eukaryota, Fungi, Ascomycota, Sordariomycetes, Hypocreales, Hypocreaceae. The record is from RefSeq and is a predicted model, not a curated record. The coding region runs from base 1 to 333 and encodes 110 amino acids.